Molecule: messenger RNA, 476 nt
Organism: Schistosoma guineensis
Lineage: Eukaryota; Metazoa; Platyhelminthes; Trematoda; Strigeidida; Schistosomatidae
Source: the annotation of a GenBank genome assembly
UUAUGAGCGAGUGACUAUUAUUGUCGAACAAUACUGCAUUUCAUAUGCCUAUCAUGUUACAUCAAAUGAUUGAACAUUCGUUCAUUAUCACUGCAUACAUUUCAGUUUGUCUUCUCGAUUGCUUUAAUACACAAUCAAAUGUGGCACAUAACUUUACAUUGUUAUCCUUAUGUGAGGAGUGUCCGGAAUGUAAUACAAAUAUGCAUUGUAACUACUCACAAUGGAUAUGCAUAUUGGGACUACCAAAGCUAUCGCUGGCAGAAGACUACUGGUUGGAAACGGUUGAAACGAAAUCAGACUGCUUAAAUGAAUGCCGAUAUUAUCCUCAGUGUAAUCUCUAUACAUAUGAAAUUAACGAACCGAGAUGGUGCGAUCUAUAUUCUGGGUUCAUUGCAAAUAUUACCAUUAAUGUCAAUUCAACUAACUUUAUAACUGGAGGGAGAGUGUGCUGUCAUAAAUCCAAAUCUUGUUUAGAA